CACACGUAAUAACAGGCGACGACAGCGCCUGCGUGGUAAAGGAGGUGUUCAGAGUACAGUGGUUAUAACUGAGGGAGGGUGCAGAAGGGUCGCGUGUUUAGCCAGAGUGCCUCGAGCUUCCGUGCCGUCCAGUGUGCCAGGGGGAGAGGGCGCCUCCAGCCCGAGAGCAACCCUCCAGUCUGGAAGCCAAUCAAGCCGAUCGUCGAAAGGAACAGCCGACAUGAAAACCUUUUGCCAGUCCAUCCUCAUUUUUUGUGCGGGUGCUGCGGCCUCCAGCCUGCUGCCUGAAGACUACCAAAACACUCAGGAGCCCUCACCAGCAGACGGAGGACCUAUCGUGGUCGAGAUCAGCUGGAACAUCAAGGGAAUCUAUGAGGUCGACUUCCGGGAAAUGUCCGUGCUGCUGGCCAUGUACUUCAGAAUGCAGUGGCGGGAGCCCCGCCUGAGGAGCCCUGAAGCCAGGGGCGCCGCUGCCAUCCCCCUUCACUCGCAGCUCCUGAAGAACCUCUGGCUGCCCGACCUGUACAUCCACGAGGCGAGGGACAUCACCUCCUUCAGGAUGGUGGAGAAGGUGGAGGGCCUGUACCUGACGCCGCCCGACACGAUCUUGUAUUCAACCCUACUGCAGACGAAGCUGGCGUGCCCGAUGUUCUUCGCAAAGUACCCGUUCGACGUGCAAGUGUGUACGAUGACCGUCUCUUCAU
Molecule: messenger RNA, 704 nt
Organism: Penaeus monodon (black tiger shrimp)
Lineage: Eukaryota; Metazoa; Arthropoda; Malacostraca; Decapoda; Penaeidae
Product: gamma-aminobutyric acid receptor subunit rho-3-like
Biological process (GO): chloride transmembrane transport; signal transduction; nervous system process
Cellular component (GO): neuron projection; synapse; membrane
Molecular function (GO): extracellular ligand-gated monoatomic ion channel activity; chloride channel activity; neurotransmitter receptor activity
Source: RefSeq, a predicted model, not a curated record